CUUUCAGACAGUGCUGGAAGGGAGUGAGGUUUUCGGCACCCCCUCCUCUGAAAAACAUUGAAAUCAUGCCUGGUUAAACUGACAUCUUAGAAAUAGCUCAUUUCGAGGCAGCCUUGCUUAAGUGCCCUGUUUGUUCAACAAUGCGGCCCUGCGUCACAGACCAACAGACCUCCCAUCCCCGCAAGCCCUCGAUUUCCAACCAGAAAGUCUCGACACAUUUUACAGAACCCCAUGCUAGACCAGAAUCAUUUUUCCUUAGUCGAAGCGACGAUAUGGAGCGAUCCCGGUCUAGAAGUUCAGGUAGAGCUCGCGAUAGCACGUAUGGGGUACAAAGCUUGGAGGAGGCCAUGGAGUUAUCCGGAGAGGAGUCCCACCACGCAGCUUCAGAUAAUCAUGGCUUAGAAGACAGUACAAAGCCUAUCUCUCCACUCUUACACAGGAUAUCUACAGUUAAACCGGUCGCUGCCGAUGAUGUGGUGUCGAGCAGACCAUCUUCUUCUGCUUUUGGGCAUAACCAAUCUAUGGAAAAUGCACCUUCGCUCCCUCUAACGCCUCUUCUCCUUGGGUCUCCUGCUGUACCAGGAUCUCUCCCUGGAAGCCCAAAAUCGGCAUCUACUCGAUCAUUCCGCCGUUCCGAUGAGAUCUCCAUUCUUGACGAAGUUAACAACCAUGUAGUAGAAUAUAGCGAUGAGGAGAAUCCUAGCAGCUCGCCUGAGCUUCAAGACAGUGCCUCACAACUUGUUAUGCCAAGUAUAAAAAUGCCAAGUCGAAGGCCAUUUACUGAGAGGGGCAAAUCCCUUGGGAGACUGAAGGUGAUGAUCGCUGGCAGUACAGGUUCAGGGAAGACGUGUCUCUUGAAAUCUAUCGUUCAGGCCUGCGAGGACAUUGUGCAUAUCGAUCCUCUCCCCCAAAAUACAUCCCACACCCGCCUCUCAAACUCAAAGAAACAGAAUGUGCAGCAUGGGAAGAGGAUUCGGCGCGUACGGGAUCGCCCCUCAAUCGCGGAGAUUUACGCAAGCACUAAACCGUAUCCAACGUGGUGGUCAGAUCUUGAAGACUCGAGGGUACUACGGAGGCGAAAAAGUCUAGGGGAUGUGGUUUUGGAGCGGAAUCUUUGCUUCGUGGACACCGUCAAUACGUGUGUGGAUCAGAUAGAACAAACAAACUUGGAGAUUCAAUAUAUGAUUCAACAAUUCCGGAGGGCGACCACUGCUAUCCAUUCCGGCAACGCUGAUCUUCAAGACACGCUUAUGUCCGAUAUCCAAUCAAUUAAGCGGUUAUCCGACUUUAGCAAUGUUAUCCCAUUAAUAGCAAAAGCGGACACCCUUUCAUCAGAGCAGAUUCAUGGUUUGAAAAAUAUAUUCCUUCAGAAAGCGCGAGAAGCUAGCAUUGGAACCUUUUUUGGAGAUUCCCUGUCCCGCAGUGACGAUGUACCUACUCCACGUGCUCCAUUCUCGAUUUCGUCAGUCACAACAAGCGAUGAUGAAAUGAUGGAUGCCAGUGUGUUAAUGAGUCCGGAUUACAUACAGCCAUUGGCACUGUCUGAGCUUGGCUUCCUUUUAGACAAGAUCUUUGACCAAGAUAACUUUGUCUGGUUCCGCCAUUCCGCAGCAAAGAAAUUGAUACGGUCACAUAAUCUUGGGAAAUUUGCGUUCGAGCAACGAGUAACCACCCCAACCUCAGCCCCAUCUGACUUUAUUGAUUCCCGAUUUACCUCUCCGUUCUCUUCGAUAUCACAGUCGCAGGUCCUCGAUUCACCGCGGAAAAGUAGGGGCCUUUCAGAGUACACGUUAGCCCGAGUGGCGGACCAUACUCGACGAGAAGAGCACUUGGCUCAGAUCCAGCUUGCCAAAUGGGCCACAGAUCUACAAUGCAGUCUCCAAAAUGAGAGGAUGCAAUAUGAGCGCCUAGCUCGAGACGAGCGGGCCGCGUGGCUAACUAAACGGCUCGACGAAUGCGUGGCGGAUGGGACGCUCGUUCCUAUAGGCCAUGUCACUGCUUACGAGAAAGAGACCGGCGUCCUAACAGUGCAUAGCCAUGACGGUCGCCAGCUUCGAUAUCGUACUGGGAAUAUGAGUGCCAGUGACCCUCUGGGACUAAUCAGGUGGAAUGAGGAUAUGAAGCGACGGGGGUGGAUCGUUCUCCAAGUCAUCGGUGGGGUUGGCUUUGUUGGAGGACUGGCGUUAUGGCUUGCAAGAACACUAGGCCUAACGUCGCAUGACUUAUCAAACUGGAUCCGGGCUUAUUGAGAGGACAGAGGACGGAUCCAAAAAAAACAUUGGUGUUGUUAUCACUUUAACGGCGUCAGUCUAUUUUUCUGGCGUGCAUCUACUGGCGCAAUCAAGGCGUUUCCGACCUG
Messenger RNA from Coccidioides posadasii C735 delta SOWgp, 2359 nucleotides. Lineage: Eukaryota; Fungi; Ascomycota; Eurotiomycetes; Onygenales; Onygenaceae. The record is from RefSeq and is a predicted model, not a curated record.